AUGUCCAUGCCUCAGUUUGACCCGGCCCGUCGGCCGUCCCAAGCCGAAAACCAAACGAUCCUCAAAUCGGAGAUCCCGUUGAAAGAACGGUUCUUCCGCUAUUUUCAACAUGAGAUCACUGGUAUGAGGAAUCUGACACCUGUUCUCCCUGUAGCGCUCCAGGAACAGAUGGAUCGGCUGGCAGAUACGUCGUUAGUGGGAGGAGAACGGACAGACGCAACCGACCAUUGUCUGGCUGGGAUUGCGCGCUUGUCCAACGAGGUCAAGGACGCGGCCAGCUAUAUCCCAACCUAUGAUCAGCGGGUAUAUGCAGAGGCCAUCAAAGCUUUGCAGGACAAGCUAGUCGAGACCCGUGCUGCCGUCGAGCCGCGCCCUAAGUUCAGCUUCAAGACCAAGAAGAACUCCUCCGCCAUUUCCCUGUCAGAUGCGGCACAUCUCGCCGCUCAAGGUAGACGCAGCAUUCCUGGGUUCGCCUCCUCUGGAACAUCCUCGGUCAGUUCGUCCGCGACACAGACCCCCAUGUAUCCAUCCACACCUCUGAAUGAACCCGACAACCGCCUCCACCUACAAAGACCGGAGAUUGCUCCUACUUCUAUUCCUGCCCUAUCUGUGGACGAUGAUGAAGACAAACCCAAGUCAGAACACGCGGGUGGCUUCGCUGCAACUGCGGUGUCCUCCGUGUCCGUGAACAACCACCACAAUCUACAUAUCAUGCUUCCAUCCUCAGGCUCGACCGCCACUGUACCCGCAUCCAUCACAUCUCUACGCCAUUGCGUAGUCGACAUGUCGAUACCUACUGCCAACGGAAAGCCGUACGCCAGUCUCACGAUCAAGAAUGUCAAGGAGAGUCUGCUCGUCUGCGGCCAGAUCAACGGUCCAGCCCACAUUACGGGAGUGGAAAACAGCAUCAUCGUGGUUGACUGUCGGCAGUUCCGGAUGCACAGCUGCUCUAAUGUGGACGUCUACCUCAGCGCGUCCAGCAAUCCGAUCAUCGAGGACUGCACGAAUAUCCGAUUCGGUCGGAAGCCCCGGGUCUACGCCCUGGACCACGACCGCCCAGAUGACGAGGACCACUGGAGCCAAAUCGAAGACUUCAAGUGGAUCAAGCCCGAGCCCAGUCCGAACUGGAGCCUGCUGGACGCCGAGGAUGCCGUCCCGGAGGAAGUAUGGGCGGAGAUUGUUCCGGGCGGGCCUGGCUGGUCUCUGGAUGAUAUUCUGCGCGCGAUCAAAAUUUCCAAGGCUUAA
Molecule: messenger RNA, 1245 nt
Organism: Aspergillus sclerotioniger CBS 115572
Lineage: Eukaryota; Fungi; Ascomycota; Eurotiomycetes; Eurotiales; Aspergillaceae
Product: putative tubulin-specific chaperone c
Exons: 4
Coding region: 1-1245 (414 amino acids)
Biological process (GO): post-chaperonin tubulin folding pathway; tubulin complex assembly
Cellular component (GO): cytoplasm
Source: RefSeq, a predicted model, not a curated record